AUGCCUGAUAUUGCGCAGUCGUGCUCGGACACGGAGCUUGAACCUGCUGCCCCCCAUCACGUGUCGAUCGACCUGAACGCUGACUGCGAGAUAAACGAGCCCGCAAAUGCAUCAGGUCAAGUAAAGCCCGAUGCACAAUCCCAGUGCAUCAUUGAAGUUUAUUCCAAGGCCACUCAGACGGCUCUGAAAGCUACUACAACAAAAUCUGCAAAGGUGCAGGCAAGCCGAACUGUCAAGGAAGUGGCAUGCCAGACUGAUUUGGAAUUGCCGGACGUCCUGUUGAUGGAGGAAAUGCGUCAGCGGUGUUCUACACCUUUAUGUUCAGAGCCAUCCAUGACCUAUGAAGACAACACUCAUGACAAGACAUAUGAGCCUACAUUGAACAGCUCAGUGGCGUAAGUGACAUGACAUUUUGUUUUCUUGUUUGAGCGUGCAGUAAAAAGCGCUACAAUGUCAGUGGCCUUGGUUUAUAUCUUUCAACAUAACGUCAUGCUUUCACUAUGCCACAACAAUCCAAAGAGUUCAGUAGUUGC
This is a messenger RNA of Dermacentor silvarum, 533 nucleotides long. RefSeq lists its product as uncharacterized. NCBI's taxonomy places the organism in Eukaryota, Metazoa, Arthropoda, Arachnida, Ixodida, Ixodidae. Bases 1 to 399 code for a protein of 132 amino acids. The transcript has 3 exons. The record is from RefSeq and is a predicted model, not a curated record.